AUGAAACAGGUUAAAACCAUAUUGAAAGGUAUCAUAGACUCCACACCAAUACCUACACCUUCUAGACUAUCCAUUCACGAUCACGUGUUCCAGUCACUUUCAGACCUCCUAGAUCCCUCAUCAUUUGAAUCACAGAUAAAUAAUGUCAUUAAAACUGCCAUAUAUCUAGCAUUCUACGGCUUUCUCCGGCCUAGAGAAUUCACCACCACUAACACUAACUCCCCUGACUUCAUCACAAGAGCACAUCUGGAAGGAAAAUCAAGACGGAAGUCAAGACGGAAAUCAAGACAGAAAUCAAGACAGAGAGCAACGUUUAAAAUUCGUAAGAAAUCGAUAAAAUCCAAACGCAGGCGGACAAAAUCCAAACGCAGACGGAAGAGCUCCCGCCGCGCGACCAGACAGUUGUCAGGGAAUAAAGAAAAACAAAUAAAAACAAUGUCAAUGGAUUUACGGACAGAAAAACCUUUCCUUCCAAACCAGACUACAGCACCGGAAAGAACAUCAGAACCAACAUUGGAGAUCAAAGAGGCCACUAAAGAAGAGACUACAGCACCGGAAAGAACAUCAAAACCAACAUUGGAGAUCACAGAGGCUACUAAAGAAGAGACUACAGCACCGGAAAGAACAUCAGAACCAACAUUGGAGAUCAAAGAGGCUACUAAAGAAGAGACUGCAGCACCCGAAGGAACAUCAGAACCAACAUUGGAGAUCACAGAGGCUACUAAAGAAGAGACUGCAGCACCCGAUGGAACAUCAGAACCAACAUUGGAGAUCACAGAGGCUUCUAAAGAAGAGACUACAGCACCGGAAAGAACAUCAGAACCAACAUUGGAGAUCAACGAGGCUACUAAAGAAGAGACUACAGCACCGGAAAGAACAUCAGAACCAACAUUGGAGAUCAAAGAGGCUACUAAAGAAGAGACCACAGCACCGAAAAGAACAUCAGAACCAACAUUGGAGAUCAUAGAGUCUACUAAAGAAGAGACUACAGCACCGGAAAGAACAUCAGAACCAACAUUGGAGAUCAACGAGGCUACUAAAGAAGAGACUACAGCACCGGAAAGAACAUUAGAACCAACAUUGGAGAUCAAAGAGGCUACCAAAGAAGAGCCUAUAUCAAAACCAAGACUGGAAACAGAAAGUUCCACUAUAGUAAAGACUACAGCACCGGAAAGAACAUCAGAACUAACAUUGGAGAUCAAAGAGGCUACUAAAGAAGAGAUUACAGCACCGGAAAGAACAUCAGAACCAACAUUGGAGAUCAAAGAGGCUACUAAAGAAGAGGUAACAGACUAA
Pelobates fuscus (common spadefoot toad) is the source of this 1296-nucleotide messenger RNA. RefSeq names its product zonadhesin-like. The coding region runs from base 1 to 1296 and encodes 431 amino acids. The record is from RefSeq and is a predicted model, not a curated record. Lineage: Eukaryota; Metazoa; Chordata; Amphibia; Anura; Pelobatidae. The transcript is spliced from 16 exons.